This is a messenger RNA of Austrofundulus limnaeus, 1520 nucleotides long. Its product is annotated as lathosterol oxidase-like. NCBI's taxonomy places the organism in Eukaryota, Metazoa, Chordata, Actinopteri, Cyprinodontiformes, Rivulidae. The transcript is spliced from 7 exons. Gene Ontology annotation, molecular function: oxidoreductase activity; iron ion binding. Bases 249 to 1148 code for a protein of 299 amino acids. Gene Ontology annotation, biological process: lipid biosynthetic process. The record is from RefSeq and is a predicted model, not a curated record.
UACUAGCCUUCAAAAUAUAGAAUGGAGAUCAGUCUCAGCUGCUACCACUCCGAAUUUUAGGAUGUUGAUACGACCUCUCCUCAUCUCCUCCACCUGCUGAAUCAAGUCAUGAUCAAGAGAACGCCCUGAGCUGUGGAGGUUCUGAGUGAGGGAAGUGGUCCAGGCAGAUUGGAUAGUGAUUACAGAUCCAACCAAAAGAAGGCUCCGCUGUUCUCUUUGUGGAACCGGGACAGAACCACGAUCUAACCAUGGACCUUGUGCUGAACGUGGCUGAUCACUACGUCCUCACUCCGUACGUGUACCCAGCCUCGUGGCCCGAGGAUGGGGCCCUGCGGCAGAUCAUCAGCAUCCUGUUGCUGACAAACCUCGGGGAGGCCGUCUUCUACCUGGGCCUAGGAACCAUCAAUUACUACUUCAUAUAUGACCACGAUCUCAUGAAACAUCCACACUUCUUGGAGAAUCAAGUACGCAGAGAAAUCAAAUAURCGAUUAUGACCGGUAUUCCUGGGACAUGCAUUCUGUUUGUGRCCGUGUUUUUCGCACAAGUUCGAGGAUACAGCAAACUGUACGACAGCGUUGAUGACUCCCCAUUGGGAUGGUCGGGGUUUUUCCUGAGUUUGAUCUCCUUUUUGUUUUUCUCUGAGAUGGUAAACUACUGGGUUCACCGCUUCCUGCACCAUAAGCUCCUUUACAAGUCGAUUCACAAACUGCACCACGUCUGGAAGAUCGCCACUCCCUUCUCCGGUCACGCCAUGCACCCGGUGGAGGCCUUUCUGCAGGCCCUCCAGUACCACAUCUACCCCUUCCUCUUCCCCCUCCACAAGGGUCUCUACUUGGCUCUGUACGUGUUCGUCAACAUCUGGGCCAUCUUCGUCCACGACGGCGACUUUCGCGUUCCCAGCGCCCUGUCGAGCGUCAUCAACGGCGCGGCCCACCACACCGACCACCACCUAUUCUUCAACGUCAACUACGGCCAKUACUUCACUCUGUGGGACCGGCUGGGCGGCACCUACAGGCACCCGUCGGCUCUGAUGGGGAAAGGCCCCCUCGACCUGAUCCGGAAACUUCAGGCAGAAGGAAAGCUGGGUAACGAUACGGUGAAGGUGAACGGACUCGCUCAGAGAGGAGCCUCGUSUAAGCAGGAGUAGAGUUGAGUUUAGUUACAUGAAUGACUUGGCCAAAUCAUCUUGAGUUUUUAAACUCAGAAUACUGCAAACUGGAAAAUCUGACAAAAUAAGUUUUGGUCGUAGAUCCAACAAGUGGAGCUUCCUGAUGGAAAUCCUAAUCAAACAUUUGAACUGCUAGCUUGUUGUUUUACAAAUCUUUUUAUGAUGUGUAAAAAUUCAUGCAAAUAUUGUAAAUUAAUUGUCUGACAAAAUGGACAAAUUAAAAGAAUGUACAAAACAGCCGCUGGUUCAUGUCUGACCUCAGAGUGGAAUAAGAYAUUUCACAGAUAAUGAACUUUCUGAGACCACCUUUUCUUUGGGUCCAAGCUGUGCUAACCCUAUUUAUGGUUCAUG